UGAGUUCAGCUACUUACGGCGCUGGUGGAGUUUUUAUAUCAAUUCACACGCUGGAAGUGUUGAGAAGAGUUUGUUCUCCCGUUUUCAAGUGAAAAAUCUUCUGAAAUAGUGCGUGAUUGUGCAGCAACGGAGAGUGAGGAUGCCUCUUGAGAACCUACAGCAGUAUUUGGACGUCGUCAUCAACACGGGAAAUGUGUUGAGUGUGAACAAGAAGGCCGGUCAGAAGACAUCGGAAGAGUUGGUGGACUGCCUGAAAGCCACACUUGAUGCUGCUUCAAUUGAUGUGGCUAAAGCAGGAAUUACUUCCGUCAAAGUCACACGAUCCAGCGAUGAUUUGAAGGAGAAGGUGACAGAGCACGAGAGGGCAAAUGUGAAGAUUGGAGCCAAAUUGUUCCUCAACACCAGUUCGACGGGAAAUCUCAAGAGUGCCAUUGAGACACUCUUUGAGGUGUUGGGUGUAGAGUGCCUGGACAAUCUCAUACUGGCUUACCAUCCUCAGGGUAGGACGACAACGAAUGGGGUGGCAGUGAAUGGAGGAGACAGUGAUGAGACCAAGGAGAGUGUUAUGGAUUGGACAGGAGGACAUUCAGAUGCCAUCCGGGACCUCAAGGCGUUGUGGAAGGAAAUGGAACAGUAUGCAAUUGAAAAGAAGAUUUGUCAAUUAGGCAUUGCAGAUUUGGACGUGAACUCCCUGAAGGAACUCUACAGCACUUCAGAAUUCCAUCCAUCCAUCGCCCAGAUCAACAUUAGUACAUGCUGUGUGGUUCCUCCGCCUCUUCAGGAGUUUUGCCAUCAGAACGAUAUUCAACUAUUGACCCACAGUGAUCCAGAAGAAAUUCUGUCCAAAGAAACUCUCUCUGGUGAACUAGACGUGAAGAAUUUCUCACCAAAAUGGACAAUCAGAUUUCAGGUGCAUGUAAAAUGUCGCGGAGUUUUGGCUGCAAAAGGGUAUGUUGUUGGUGCAAGUAGAGAAUAAUGAGAAUAUAAUUUAGAUUAGAAUUUUUGUGAAUGAACAAAGAAACAAAAAAAAAUGAAACUGAUGUCCGAAAACGAAGAAGUGCCGCAACGAUUUUUUUCUCGCCAAAAUACAAUUUUUGUCUUAAUUUGAAUAACAAUUCUAACGUAGAAUUCUUGCAAUUCACAUCACGUGACUCUUUACUCCAGACGAUGAAUCUGAACUAAUUGAACAUUCCUUUGAAGCAAGAUAACGCGGUUUUGGACCGAAUUCGAUGGAACUUCGAACAAAUGCAUUUUUGUUAUGGUUUUAUUUUUAAAUUUGUGACGAAAGAAAAUUUUUUAUAUGAACUAUAUUGAACUUUUUUUUUAGAUCAAAGAGAUUUUUUUUUUGGUAGAUGAUGUGAGGCUUUAAUAAAAGGAUAUUUAGCAUUGUACCAAGAGAGACACUGUUGUAAAUGUGUGUUUUACACUUUGUAAAAACAAAAAAAAAAAUAUAAUUUGUAGAAAUUAUCUGUAGUGUUAUUACUGAAAGUCUGUUUUAUAUUAUUGUUCAAUGUUGGAAAAUGAUCAAAAGGAGCCCAAGUUGAUUUACAUUUUGCAAUGAGUGUUUCAUACGAUGACUUUUCUAAUAAAUAUUGUAUUUAAUGUUAAGUUGGGGAAAGAGACAGAGAAUCCGAUGGGAAGAAAAUGAUUGUGAAGGUCUCCUUUUUCAAUGGUCAUCAUACGAAAAUAUGAAAGAAGCUAUAUAUGUAUGUUGAAAUAUUUUAUAUAAAUAAAAUUUAUUGCGAAUAAUAAACAAAA
This is a messenger RNA of Phlebotomus papatasi, 1758 nucleotides long. RefSeq names its product glutamate--cysteine ligase regulatory subunit (gene Gclm). The transcript has 4 exons. Lineage: Eukaryota; Metazoa; Arthropoda; Insecta; Diptera; Psychodidae. The record is from RefSeq and is a predicted model, not a curated record. Gene Ontology annotation, cellular component: glutamate-cysteine ligase complex. Gene Ontology annotation, molecular function: enzyme regulator activity; glutamate-cysteine ligase catalytic subunit binding. Gene Ontology annotation, biological process: glutathione biosynthetic process. The coding region runs from base 140 to 976 and encodes 278 amino acids.